AAAUAGAUGAGCACACACAGACACCCACAUGGUCAUAAUAGAAAGGCUUAAAGGCUUAUUAUUCUGUUUUUUAUCCUCUUAAGUUUGUUGUGUAGUUAAUGUUUUUGUUUUUAUUUUCAUCGAUUUUGGGGAUUUUUUGAAUAAACUCCAAAAAUAAAGUCCGAGGUUAACACAAGUUUUAGAGAUCUAGAGCGCACCUGGCAAACUCUUGUUAGAAAACGAUCAAUAGAGUUGAAAAUCCAAUGGAAACUCAUUUAAAUGCAAACAUGUUUAUGUGCACUACAUCAUCACGCACAUACUUUUAAUCGAAACGAAAUAUAUUUCAUGGAAACACAAUUGUGGUAGGAAUAUAGCAUUUUGUUUGUAUGCGAAUUUUUGCAUAUUCGCGUGAAAAUACGUCGCCAAUUGGAUGGAAAUGUAGCUAGUGACACGCUCUGCAUGUUGCUUGGUAACCAAAUGGCGUUUGCUCAAACAGGGAAAACCUAAACACAUAAACCCUGCGUUUAGGGCAUGUUUUGCAAAUAUAUGUAACGAAAACAAAUGAUGACAUGCAUUAACUUACUGUUAUCUAUAUAUCAACGGGCAAGCGUUCUGUUUUGAACAGACACAUUUUGGGUAAGUUCUGUGCGUAACUGGAAUAGGUAGGUGGAUCAUCAUAGUGCGACGACUGUAGACAGUUCGUUUUCUGACGCAGUUGCUGGGCGAGUCACUUGUCUGUGUAUGCCUUUUGCUUGUGUGUAUUCUACGCUUAUCUGUGUCCUGUUUUGCUGCAUAGGGUCUCUGUCCAUUGUGACCGUUGCAUAACAACCGUUCUUUAAUGUUCUUUGUAUUUACCCAUUUCGGUCACAGGCACAGGUCCAGUUCAUAAGCAUGGAGAAGAACACUUACAAUUACGCAAUAGAAACUGCCCCUUCGUCCCCCCCAGUGGAGGAUAUGAUGGAGCUGGACGGCCGGCAGCAGAGAGUCUACCACAGGGCUGCCAGGAUGAUACAGAGGACAUGGAGGAGACAUGUGGAUACACGCGUGUUCCAGUACUUCAAGAACCUUGUGAGGUUCCGUAACCAGGGAGACCCUCGACUCCUGCUCAAAAAUGUCAACCCCAGAGAGGCAAAUAUUCUGGAUGCUGCUGCAGGAGUCCACAUCAGAUUCAGACUGGGAGGGACCACCUUUCCACCGAGCAUCUACUAUACAGAUCUACACCCAUCGACCCAUGUGGACAUGUGUGCAACAGCCCCAAGGACUACACCCACCCAGGCAAGAAGCCCGUCCCCAGGCAGAUACACGGGAGGACCGGUGCGGGACGACCAUGCUGGCUGGUACCACGCAAAAUCAUUUGAGGAAGCGCUGUGCACUCUCUCUGUAUUGGUUCAGGCUGCUCUGUUAGGUGACAUCAUCACGUUGGAGACCAAUGGCAGGAAGGUGGUGGAGUUUCAUCAUUUCCAACUGCAGCGUCGUCAGGACGUGGACAGGAGGAAGAAGAGGAGGAAGAUUGAAUGGUUGAACAGAUCUGUUCCCUUCACCCUCACCUGUCCCUCUGCCUGUUCCACUCACCCACACCUGUCCUUUUACCUGUUCCUCUCACCCUUACCUGUCCUUCUACCAACUGUCCGAAGGUAUGACCGUGGCUGUCUGCAUGCACGUACAGAGCAUAGUGAGACAGCCACGCUGGUGGAGCGGUCAGCCCAGGGCAUGAUGGACGCCGUGGAGCAGCUGGGACCCAACCACAUCGUAGAGUGGGAGGUGGAUGAACUACUGGAGUGGACUAACGCUCUCAACUUUGACGAGUAUAUUAAUGACUGGAGGGUUGUAGGUACCAGCAAUUCCUCUGAGUCUUGGAAAGAUAAGAGGCUGGUACCUUCCAACCGGGAGCCUUGUGUUGAGUUCUCAGGGCUGGGGCAGGAAGACAGCCAGGUGGAUACCUACAGCAGUAUCCUCCACCCCCUGGUCUCCAGCCUCAUCAAGUCAGAACACUCCAAGGCCAAUCUCUUUGACUGACUGGCUGGCUGACUGCAUUGUAUCGCUGACCAGACCAGAAAAUUGCAAUACCAACCAUCAGACACUACUACUAUGACACUAUGCAGUGGGAUUAAAUGUGAUGAGCAAUAAAGCAAAGUGGUGAAUGUAACUAUGAUAAUACAUUAUAUGUUGUUGUA
Messenger RNA from Salvelinus sp. IW2-2015, 2153 nucleotides. Lineage: Eukaryota; Metazoa; Chordata; Actinopteri; Salmoniformes; Salmonidae. The record is from RefSeq and is a predicted model, not a curated record.